CAGCCCGGUUGUUUUUAAAAGUCAGAUCGCGGGUUUCUUGCACGAAUCCGCGCCACGAAUCGACGUCGCGUGCUCCCAGCUUUGACAGAGAGCGCUCGUCUCGAUCGGUCGCGUUGCGUCGAGUGGGGAGGGCUUGGCUAGCCAAUGCGCCAAUAGACGGUCAUUGCUUAAAGAAGCGCUUCAGUGUGCGUGGUAGGAUGAAGACGACGCGACCAUCAGUAACGCGUGAAAAUUUCACACAGCCGUGAUCGAACAUCUGAUAAUAAAUGGACGGAGCAGCAGUCGCAGCUUUAACAAUCCACUUGUCACCAGGGAAGAGGAAUAAUUGGGAUUAAAAUGGGGAAUACAACACCCAAACCAUUAUUAGAUGCAAGUCUACAGCAUCGCCCAGUGGCCAGCAGGCAGUACUGCACUAUUUCCAACAGUGGAGUGGAGCGCCGCUCAUCUGCCCCUCCAAUCAACGCAGAGUCUCCCCGUUUUCACCCUCACGCCAAGGGCAAGAACAUUCGGCUGGACGCACAACUGCGGCGGGCCACACGGAAGAACAGCUUCUGCAACGGCAUAACCUUCAGCCAGCGGCCCGUGCGCUUGUACGAGAAGGUCCGUGUGCGCCUCUCUGGAGUUCAUACGGGUUGGAGCGGGGCUCUUCGCUUCGGUUUCACCAGCACAGACCCUAGUGAGCUCACCCUAGGCGACAUCCCCAAAUAUGCUUGUCCAGACCUUGUGACGCGGCACGGAUACUGGGCUAAGGCCCUGCCUGAGAGGCUGGCCAUACGGGACAAUGUUCUGGCCUUUUGGGCUGACCGAAACGGCCGAGUCUUUUACAGCGUCAAUGACGGCGAGCCCAUUCUCUUUCACUGCGGCUUAAAUGUUUCCUGCCCGCUCUGGGCCAUCAUUGAUAUCUAUGGAAUCACACAGGAAGUUACAUUGUUGGAGAGCACAUUUGCUGACAGCGUGGGCACAGGCUGUCUGAAUACCGCUCGACUCAGUGCGUAUCUUCCCCAGAGCAACCAUGACUCGGCCAAUUACAGCAACAACCAGCUGGAGACCAACCAGGCCGCCGCCGCCAAGUUCGCCACGCUGCAGCUCAGCAGCUACAACCAGCUCACCCCGUGCUGCUCCACCUCCUCUACGCCCUCAUCAUCCAACAUCAUCACCACCCAAAGACCAGCCCGUGGACCGUCCUCGCCUCUUGACACCGAUCUGCAUUUUCACCCAGUGCGAGGUCCGGACGUUGUCCUCUCCAACGACCGCACGGUCGCCUGUACGCACUUUCUGGACAGCAGUAGGACGUUGAUGUUCAGUGACAGGCCUGUCCGGGUGGGCGAGACACUGUAUGUGGAGGUAGGACAUCUCGGCUUGCCGUACUUCGGGGCACUUCUGUUUGGUAUGACCUCGUGCGAUCCGGGCACCCUCAAUGCCGGCGAGCUUCCGGCCGACCCAGAAGUGCUUCUGGACCGGAAGGAGUACUGGGUGGUGUACAGGGGUUUUCCUGUGCCAACGGCAGGUGAUGUGCUCAGCUUUACCUUUCUGGCCAACGGAGAGGUGCAUCACGGGAUUAACGGAGGGGCGCGUGGCCGUCUCCUGUGUGUCGACUCCUCUCAGGUUCUGUGGGCUUUCUUCACUCUGCACGGGGCUGUGAACCGACUCAGGAUAUUGGGAACAAUUCAGUCAAGCCCGUCCACCUGUUCAUCCGCAUCUCAGGGAUCAACAGCUGAUGACAGUGACUCUGAUCUGGCCUUCAGUGUCAACAGAUCCUCAUCCGCAUCUGAAUCUUCUCUAGUGACGGCCCCCAGCUCUCCUCUCAGUCCACCGGUUUCACCAAGCCUCUCUUCAUCAGACACGGCCCUGAGCAACAAAAACAAUGAGUGUACAGUGUGCUUUGAUCAUGAGGUGGAUACCGUCAUCUAUACUUGUGGACACAUGUGUCUAUGUAAUGACUGCGGACUGAGGCUCAAGAGACAGAUUAAUGCUUGUUGUCCCAUCUGCCGGAGACCCAUAAAGGACGUCAUAAAAACAUACAGGCCAUGAAAGGACUGUAUUGUUUUCUAACAUGCAAUUCAGAUUGCAACUCGGUAGCUGGGCUUUCAUAUUUGGACUGAACUUGGAUGUAUGUAGCUUUGAUUUGUGUCCAUACUUCUCUCACCUUAUAUUUAACGCGGAUAAUCUUAAAACCAAAUGUCAAUGAUUGAUUAGGACCGAUUCAAUAUUUUAGUGCCUUUGUCGUGUUCCUAAAGCAGCACUUAUUGAAGUAGACAAUCAUAUUUAAGAUCUUUUGUGUGAAUUAAGAAAUGUGUUUGUAAAGUGUAACCGUAAUAAACAGGGCUACAAAUAGGAUUUUAUAUGUUAUUUUAAAGAAAAAUGUAUGGUUUGAUAUUCUUGAUUGCUGUGUAUAUGUAUUUUGACAGCUGGUUUUGAAGACUUGUUGCACUCAUUGGCUAGAGGUUUUUCAGAUCUCAUAUGUAUACGUGGAGGCCUGCAUUUAACGUAAAGAACAAAAAUAAAUUUGUUUGUAGUAGGGGUGGGACGAGACACUUAAUUCACGAAGAAAGACAUGAGAUUUUUACACUUUUCCCAAUGAUAAAAUAAAUGAAUGAGAAACUAAAAACACAUUCUUUUGAAAUGUUUAAACGACUGUCCCUAACAAUUAUUUUUUGCAAUUAUAAUGAAGUAAUUUGAUUUUUUUUUUUUGGUAAUAAAAGUAGACCCAAGUGGGCAAUAACAUUUAAAAUGACAUAAUACGAACGAUGCAAUAAUAAUUGGUUCAAAUAAAGUAUUAAAAUAAGUAAACACAUUACAGUAAUAAACAGCAAAAACAAACAAAAGCUUUAAAAGACAAUAUAAUAAUGCAUGCCGCACGAGAUCUCGUCACACCCCUAGUUUGUAUGAUAGAGAGUAAUGUGUUAGAUUUAAGUGCUUUAAUGAAUUUCCCUCAUACUUUGAACAAUAGCUAGUAAAGAUUUUGUCACUAUAAAAAAAUCAAUACAAUACCAAAAUUACAAAUGACUUUAAAGAAACUUUUAUAAUGUCAUCUUUACCUAACCUAGCUUGAAAAUAAGCAAAACCAACAGUUCGAGAGCCUCUUAAUAUGGAGGAUUUGAUUGGGCAAAAGAGUGACCCAGUAUUUGAAUAUUAACUAAACACCUAAUAGGCUCAUGGACAAGAUAUGAAAAAACUAAACUGCUCAUUGUUAGUUCUGUAAAGUGCUACAAAAGUUGCACACAAAAAUAGUUACUGAUUGGUUGAUACAGUACCCAAGCAAGCAUUUUUGCAUUUACAAGAUGCCUAAUAGCUGUCCAAACACAGCCCAGAUGUUUAACCAUAAAUAAAUAAAAACAAACACUUUGUGAGAUGUUUGAUGUCUCAUCAUGAAAGCAAAGACAACAGUGGUUACAAACAUUUUGGCUGGAAUUGGGUUAUUUUUAGCCGGACGAUAUCAGGUCUAAAAUUAACCUAGACUGUGAAUUGACUGCUAUUUUUUUGCUGGGUAGGUAUUUACAUUUUUUUUUUCAUUAUUUGUAAUACCUUAUGAUGUACAAGUUUUAUUGCCUUCUUAUUGGGGUCUUCUUUCAAAUAGAGCAAGAACAACAUCAGGGUCUUUUGAGUAAAAAUAAUUUUCCUUAUGAUAAGGUGAAAGAUUAGUCAUCGCUUGUCUGCCUUUCUUGAAGUCCUUGUAGCUCAAGUGGCAAAGAAAUGCCACUAGCAACACCAAGAUGAUGAAAUUUCUAGAAAAUUUCACCCUCACCCAGUCACACCGUUCACUAAUCAUGUAAAGAAUUGAGUCACAGGUUAUUUAAACACUAUUCCAUUUAGGAAAUUGUUAAUUUAUCUUAAAGGGAAAUAUGUAUAACUAAUCGUCUAUACAUAUUUGUAAGAUCUGAUCAGCAGGAUCGAUGAUAACAAUCUGCUUAUGCACUCAUUCACCGAAUGCCCAGACAAUAUGACUUUGCAUGUAAACAGAAGGAUUCAUGGACGAAUGAAUAACACUACAGGUGUAAACAUAUAGCAUCUAACUAGACAAACCACACAUACUUUUUUCAGUUUAUUUUAAAUAAAUUAAACAUAGUCCUUUAUUAAAAAUACUUAAAAUGUAAUCCUCCUGUAACUUGAGUAUAUUAUCGGCUUAAAGGGCUUAGUUGAGUACAGAGUUUUUUAUUUGAGAGUAAUUUGUCGCCCCCUUUCAUGUCUCUGAAGUACUGCUGUGCCCACCUUAGCAGACACUAAAGCCACUUUAAACAGCAAACAUGUUGCAAACAUUUUUAUUUUUUACAAGGGGAAUAUGACCAAUGCAAUGAUGAUCUAACCUUAAAUGGCCAAUUUUACUUGAAAUCACUCUAGGCAUUAAUAAUACUUUACAUUUUUUGCGGUGUAACUAAGCACCAAGCACCUCUGUGUAACCGGGCCUGAACUGACCAAUAAUUUGAAAUUACAAAAAGGAAAUAUGGGAAGUUUGAA
Molecule: messenger RNA, 4455 nt
Organism: Paramisgurnus dabryanus
Lineage: Eukaryota; Metazoa; Chordata; Actinopteri; Cypriniformes; Cobitidae
Source: RefSeq, a predicted model, not a curated record